This is a messenger RNA of Aspergillus mulundensis, 1245 nucleotides long. RefSeq names its product tRNA (guanine(9)-N(1))-methyltransferase (gene trm10). Lineage: Eukaryota; Fungi; Ascomycota; Eurotiomycetes; Eurotiales; Aspergillaceae. Gene Ontology annotation, molecular function: tRNA binding. The coding region runs from base 1 to 1245 and encodes 414 amino acids. The transcript has a single exon. The record is from RefSeq and is a predicted model, not a curated record. Gene Ontology annotation, biological process: tRNA N1-guanine methylation. Gene Ontology annotation, cellular component: nucleus.
AUGGAAGAAGAAGAGCGACCUAGAAAGAUACAGAAGCUUGAGGGCGAUGAAGCCCAAGAAUCUGAACCGCUAAUGACCGGCGCAAUCGAAUGCGCGCAAGACAAUGCGCCCCUAGCCGAACAAGCCACCGCCGAAACUGCGACAUCCGGCGCAAGCAUAGAGAACGUGAAAGGACCAAAAGAAUCAACGCCAAUGCCUGCUGCGAAUGAAACCGGAUCUACCGAACAAAAGGUAUCAAAAAGGCAGCUGAGGAGACAGGCCCAGAAAGAACAAUGGGAAGCGGGACGAGAAGAGCGGAAGGUCAUACGAAAGCAGAAAACCGCUGCUCGGAAAGAGCGGCGACGUGAACUCUGGGAUGAAUUGAAACGACAAGGCAAGGAUCCGGCGGAAGAGAUCAACAAGCUGUUCCCUAUGACGACGCGGACUCGGAACCGAAAAUCAACGCGGCUGCCGCUGACAUUGAUUAUCGACUGCGGAUUUGACGACCUGAUGCAGGAGAGAGAGAGGGUAUCUCUAGCUCAGCAGCUUACGCGCUCGUACUCGGAGAACAACAAGUCCCCUUUCAAUGGUCAUAUGGUUAUGUCGUCUUUCAAUAAGAAGCUGAAAGAGCGCUUUGAGACGGUGCUGCACAAUACGCAUCAGGGUUGGAAAGGAAUCAACUUCACGGAAGAGGAUUGGUUUCAUGCUGCAAAGGAGGCGAGUGAGGUUAUGCAGGGACCUAAGGGUGGGCAGCUGGUUGGUCCCUUUGAGGACAAGGCCGAUGCGAAGCCCGAAGAUGGAGAGAUUGUUUACCUCUCAAGUGACAGCUCAGAGACACUGACAGAGCUCAAGCCCUACAGCACAUAUAUCAUCGGUGGUCUGGUGGACAAGAACCGAUACAAGGGGAUCUGCCACCAGCGGGCAACUGAGUUGGGUAUCCGAACGGCAAAACUGCCAAUCGGCGAGUACAUUCAAAUGAACUCGCGCCCCGUCCUCGCCACGAACCAUGUGGUGGAGCUCAUGGUCCGUUGGCUGCAGUUACGGGAUUGGGGAGAAGCCUUCAUGCAGACUCUUCCGCCACGAAAAGGUGGCGCUCUGAGAGAUGCUGCCAAGGGACAGAGGGAUUCAACGCCGCGGGAUUUCGAUGCUGAUGCUGAAUUGAGUAGUGAAAAGGAAGCCGCGCCGGAAACUUCUGAAGUUAUUGAAGCUACUGAAGCAGCUACGGCAGACAAUGACGCUGUUCAGGAGAACAAGCCAGUCGAAUAG